AUGGCGUCCUCGCCGGUAGCGGCGAGUGCUGGGACGCCUCUCGACCUGUCCGGCGGGCGGCCGUCGCGGCUCGGGCGACUCCCGGCGGAGCUCUUCCGCUGCUGGGGCUGCUUCAGCUUCCUGGGCGAGCCGGUGACGGCGCCGUGCGGGCACACCUACUGCCGCCGCUGCCUCCGGGAGAGGCUUCACGCCCGCUGCCGCCGCUGCGGGGACCCGCUGGCGGGCGGCACCUCGGUCGCCGUGGUGCUGGCUCACUUGGCGGAGAAGUGGUUCCCGGCGGAGUGCGCCAGGGCUCGGACGUGGCGCCGCCUGGCCGAUUUGCUCAAGCAGGGGCGGCCCCGCGAGGCUCGGGAAGCCGCCGACCAGGCGCUCCGAAAGGAUCCCAGUGAUUUAAUGUUAAGAAUUUACAGAGCUGAAUCUUAUGCUAGUCUCCAGGAAUUUAAAUCUGCACUAGAUGAACUGAAUGCUGUUACUGCUAAAAUGCCAAAUUGGCCUGAGGUAUAUUUCAGAAGAGCAACAAUACUUAAUAACGCUGGUUCUGUAGAAGACGCCUUAAAAGUCUUUCUUCAUUGCCUAUCCCUUGACGAAGGAUUUGUUUUAGCAAAAGUAGAAGCAAAAAAGAUAUUGCGUAAUUUGCUGUCACCUGAAAACAUUAGUGAAAGGUUGAAAGAAUCUGCUUUAAAUACUUCAUAUGUUCGAAGUAAACAACUUAAACUCAGCUCUGCAUUUGAAAUGGAAGAGUCUUGUGAUUGUUUACAGCUCACCCCAGUGUCAGUCUCAGAAGUGCCACAAGUUACAUUAGACACUAUUGGAGGAAGUUUGCAACGUGCCCAGUCUGCAAAUUCUCUUGAUUCAGUAGAAAAAGAUGCCAAAGACGAUAUAUUAAAAAGAGUAUCUUCUGAACCAUGGCUUUCUGGCCAAGAGAAAGGUAUUUAUUUUAAAAGGAGGUUGCCCUUUUCCAAACAAAAUACUACUAUUUGUGAAGAUGGAAACAAAGAAAAUAAAUAUUUAGUCUUGUAAACUCCAAAAGGGAAUGCUACCUUUUCAAUCACUUGUGGAAUAGUUCCAGAAAAUUUGGUUGAUGUAACAGACUUUGAAUGCUCAUUGUGUUUGAGGCUUUUCCUUCAUCCUGUGACAACGCCCUGUGGCCAUACAUUCUGCAAGAACUGUUUACAACGCUGUUUGGACCAUGCUCCAGAAUGUCCCCUCUGUAAAGAUAACUUAAAAGAGUUUUUGGCACGUAAGGAAUACAGCACAACACAGUUGCUAGAAGAACUAAUAGUGAAGUAUUUACCUACUGAAUUAUCCGAGAGAAAAAGAAUUAAUGAUGAAGAAAUAGCUGAACUUUCAAGUUUGACCAAGAAUGCUCCUAUCUUUGUUUGCACUUUGGCCUACCCAACUGUGCCUUGCCCCCUCCAUGUGUUUGAACCAAGAUAUAGACUGAUGAUUCGAAGAAGUAUAGAAACUGGAACAAAACAAUUUGGGAUGUGUGUACAUGACCCCCAAAAUGGAUUUGCAGAUUAUGGUUGCAUGUUGUACAUUAGAAAUCUUGACUACCUGCCAGAUGGACGAUCUGUUGUUGAUACAAUUGGAUUAAAGAGAUUCCGAGUUAUUCGAAGAGGGAUGAAGGAUGGUUAUUGCACUGCAGACAUUGAGGAUUUAGAAGAUAUAAAGGUUAAAGAUGAAGGUGAAAUGAGGAAACUUCAGGAGCUCCAUAAUAUUGUUUACAACCAGGCUUGUAGCUGGUUCCAAAGCUUAAGAAAUAAAUUUCAUAGCCAAAUACUUCAGUACUUUGGUCCAAUGCCAGAGAAGGAAGAAAACCUGCAGGAAACAGCUGAUGGACCUGCGUGGUGUUGGUGGCUUCUAGCUGUUCUUCCUGUGGAUCCUAAAUAUCAGCUUUCAGUGCUUUCUAUGAGGUCUUUGAGGGAACGUUUGAUAAAAAUUCAAGCUAUAUUGACCUAUUUUUCCAGAGAUCAGUCCAAAUAAUUAAGGACCUGGACCUUAAUACAACAGUAUGGCUGUAACUUCAGCUGA
Molecule: messenger RNA, 2034 nt
Organism: Protobothrops mucrosquamatus (brown spotted pit viper)
Lineage: Eukaryota; Metazoa; Chordata; Lepidosauria; Squamata; Viperidae
Gene: LONRF1
Product: LON peptidase N-terminal domain and ring finger 1
Exons: 12
Molecular function (GO): protein binding; metal ion binding
Source: RefSeq, a predicted model, not a curated record